This is a messenger RNA of Pogona vitticeps (central bearded dragon), 1137 nucleotides long. Lineage: Eukaryota; Metazoa; Chordata; Lepidosauria; Squamata; Agamidae. The record is from RefSeq and is a predicted model, not a curated record.
AUGACCCGAAUCCAGCAGGAGAGUCGGUUCCGCGACCAAAGUAUUCCAACUUUCCGCGGUUUCAAGUGGAUCUUUUUAGCGCCAUCGGCUGACUCGCUCACGUCGGAUCGGGGAACGCUUUGGCGUCCGAAGGAUCUGGCGCACAUUCGGCGCAACUGGAAGAGGAGCAAAAUGAUCUCCUGCGUCCCUCCCGAAACCUUCGGGACCGUCCCGGGGGCCGAGGUGCUCCGCGAGCGGGCCGGCACCGACGUGCGCGCCGCCCUGGACGGGCCCCCCCACCGGCACUCGGAGAACGCCCGCCGCUGGCUGGAGCAGUACCGCGUCGGCUGGCUGGACGGCCCCUCGCAGGACGGUCUUGAAACAUCGACCUCUGAUAGCUACGCAGCAGCAACAACAGCCGACACGACGGAUCUGAAAUGUAAAAUGAUGGAUGCAGACACGGACCUGGUGGACUGGAGCAAACCUUUGCUGUGGCAGGUGGGCCAUUUACGGGAGAAGUACGACGAAUGGAUACACCAGCCGGUGGAUCGGCCCAUCCGCUUGUUCCAGUCCGAGCUCAUCGAGUCCCUCUCCAAAACAGCAUGGUAUAUGGUCUGUGUGGUUUGGAUCCCAGUGGUGCUCGGUUUCAGCUGGUAUUCCUACACGUCUCUCGCUCAGGGCGAAACACGGCUGUUUUCUUCAUUUACUACAGCUUAUUCCAUCCACAUCCACAAAUACUAUUUCCCGGUGCUCUUUAUCGUGGGGAUGUGUGUCUGGUCCUUCCUGGAAUAUUUAAUCCAUCGCUUUAUCUUUCACAUGAAGCCGCCGGCCAGCAAUUACUAUCUCAUCACCUUGCAUUUUAUCCUGCACGGCCAGCAUCAUAAACUUUUUGCUGUCAUCCGCGGGACUCUGCAGAACCGAAAAACUGGGAGGGAUGUAUGCACCCGAGAAGGUGGCCGAACCGAGAGGAAGGCCUCUCCUGGUGAUCUUAACAGUCAAGCAAACUCCACAACCAUUCGUAACGGCUACCAAAGGACCAGCUCCGGAGACACUCCCGUGGGCUGUCUCGAGGUCACUGCCUUGAGGACCCGAGGAACUCUCAGCCUUCCAGAGCUGUGGGUCACCUUUGCUGGUGGAGAUUCUGGGGAGACCUGGUGA